GCCAUCGAGAGGAUCCACAGCUUCACGGGCAGCCAUGGAUGGGUGUGGGAAAAAUGGUGCCGAGAUCCCAAGCUCGAACGGCCCCUUAUUCCUGUCUCCGAGCACAACGACUUCAAGCAGUGCCUGAAGGAUAUGCAGCAGCACCUGUCGGCAGUCACCGUGCUCAAAUGUGAAGGACUCUUGGCGCAUGGCAUCCAGCACUACAAAACUAAGCAGGGCAUGUCGACCCUCCGCAAUCAGUUGGCGCUGAUCGCCGGAGGCAGCGUUGCCGCAGAGAGUAUUUGCCGUCAGCUGAAGGCAAAAGCAGAAAGCUUGGUGGCGUGA
Molecule: messenger RNA, 324 nt
Organism: Symbiodinium sp. CCMP2456
Lineage: Eukaryota; Dinophyceae; Suessiales; Symbiodiniaceae
Source: the annotation of a GenBank genome assembly